Messenger RNA from Thermothielavioides terrestris NRRL 8126, 2165 nucleotides. RefSeq lists its product as uncharacterized. NCBI's taxonomy places the organism in Eukaryota, Fungi, Ascomycota, Sordariomycetes, Sordariales, Chaetomiaceae. Gene Ontology annotation, cellular component: peroxisome; mitochondrion. Bases 234 to 2069 code for a protein of 611 amino acids. Gene Ontology annotation, molecular function: carnitine O-acetyltransferase activity. Gene Ontology annotation, biological process: carnitine metabolic process. The transcript is spliced from 3 exons. The record is from RefSeq and is a predicted model, not a curated record.
UCUGACUCCACAGUAACUUGUAACUAGUACACUGUUAGACCUUUGAGCGCGAGAACAACGUUUCGCGUUUACUUUUUCUCUUCCCUCUUUCGUCUUCCUCCGUCUUCUUCGGCGUUUUUCGUUCAGGUCCUGUCUCACGCGACUUGGGGAUGUUGGCCGCCAUCGCACGCGCAGAGGCUCGGUCUCCCGCUCUCAGAACCCUCCUCUCCAAGCAGACGACAAGGGUGACAGUCAUGGCUCCCGCAAGCAGACGGAACAACAGCUCCCUCCCGCCGGGGUACGUCGAGGACAAGUCCAAGGGCCCGAUGCUGCGCUUCCAGGACUCGCUUCCGCGCCUUCCCGUGCCGACGCUGGAGGAGACCGCUGCGCGCUAUCUCAAGACGCUCCGGCCGCUGCUCACGCCGUCCGAGCUCGAGGCCAGCACGAAGGCGGUGCAAGAGUUCAUCGCCCCGAACGGCCCCGGCCGCAAGCUGCAGGAGAAGUUGGUCGCCCGGCGGGAGGACCCCAAGAUCAAGAACUGGCUGUACGAGUGGUGGAACGAUGUGGCCUACCUCACCUACCGCGACCCCGUGGUGCCCUACGUCAGCUACUUCUACUCCCAUCGGGACGACCGGCGGCGCCGGGACCCCGCCAAGCGGGCGGCUGCUCUCACCACCGCCGCGCUCGAGUUCAAGAGGCAGGUGGACGAGGGGACCCUCGAGCCUGAGUACAUGAAGAAGCUGCCCAUUUGCAUGGACAGCUACAAAUGGAUGUUCAACGCCUGCCGCGUGCCCGCCAAGCCCGCCGACUAUCCGGUCAAGUUCGACCCCGCCCAGAACAAGCACAUCCUGGUGAUCCGCAAGAACCAGUUCUUCAAGGUUGCGCACGAGGUCGGCGGCAAGCAGCUCAACACGUCCGAGCUCGAGCAGGCCUUCCGCCGCGUGUACGAGCUGGCGGGCGAGCGCGCGCCUGCCGUCGGCGCCCUGACGUCCGAGAACCGCGACGUGUGGACGGACGCGCGCGCCGUGCUGCUGGCCGCCGACCCCGCGAACGCCAAGGCCAUCGAGGCCAUCGAGUCCGCCUCCUUCGUCGUCUGCCUGGACGACGCCAAGCCCGUCACCCUCGAGGAGCGCGCGCACGCCUACUGGCACGGCGACGGCCAGAACCGGUGGUACGACAAGCCGGUGCAGUUCAUCAUCAACGACAACGGCACGUCGGGCUUCAUGGGCGAGCACAGCAUGAUGGACGGCACGCCGACGCACCGGCUCAACGACUACGUCAACGACGUCAUCUUCAACAACAAGCUCGACUUCUCCGACCCCAGCGUGCGGUCCAACCUCCCCGAACCGCAGCCCAUCCGGUUCGUCGUCACCAAGGCGGUGCAAGCCGAGAUCGACCGCGCCGUGCGCGACUUCGGCAACGUCAUCGGACAGCACCAGCUCGCCGUGCAGGCCUACCAGGGCUACGGCAAGGGCCUGAUCAAGAAGUUCAGGUGCUCGCCCGACGCGUACGUGCAGAUGAUCAUCCAACUGGCCUACUUCAAGAUGUACGGCAAGAACCGGCCGACCUACGAGUCGGCCGCGACGCGGCGCUUCCAGCUGGGGCGCACCGAGACGUGCCGCUCCGUGUCGGAGGAGAGCGUGGCCUGGUGCCGGGCGAUGGCGGACGAGAGCGUCGACAACGCCACCCGCGUCGCCCUCUUCCGCAAAGCCCUCGACGCCCACCUCGAGUACAUCAGCGCCGCCUCCGACGGCAAGGGCGUCGACCGCCACCUGCUCGGCCUCAAGCGCCUGCUCGAGCCCGGCCAGGAGCUCCCCGCCCUCUACAAAGACCCGGCCUACAGCUACUCGUCCUCAUGGUACCUGUCCACCAGCCAGCUGAGCUCCGAGUACUUCAACGGCUACGGCUGGAGCCAGGUUAUCGAUGAGGGCUUUGGCAUAGCGUACAUGAUCAACGAGAACAGCAUCAACUUCAACAUCGUCUCCAAGAACCUCGGCAGCGACAAGAUGAGCUUCUACCUCAACGAGGCCGCCGGCGACAUGCGCGACAUGCUGAUGCCCACGCUGGAGGCGCCCAAGGCCAAGAUCUAAACACCUUGAGGACCCCUGUUCUCUUUAAGGCGGUGGAGGGGCAUCCGGGAUCUGGGUAACCCGGGUUGGAUAGGAGAUUAAAAUGGGCCGAUAGAC